Messenger RNA from Pelobates fuscus (common spadefoot toad), 697 nucleotides. It is a transcript of the gene SMIM28, whose product is annotated as small integral membrane protein 28. The record is from RefSeq and is a predicted model, not a curated record. The coding region runs from base 1 to 501 and encodes 166 amino acids. The transcript has 2 exons. NCBI's taxonomy places the organism in Eukaryota, Metazoa, Chordata, Amphibia, Anura, Pelobatidae.
AUGAGGUGGCUCCUGGGCAGCAGCUGGAGUAAAUUUGGGCAUGCUGGAAGGGGCACUUAUGACUGGAUGACAAGUGAGCCUGGAAUACCACUUGUAGACACAGAACUGCAGAGCAAGCAUCCAAAUGAAGUUAGUUCAACCAAAGAAGAUUUAAAGCCAUUUCUGUGUAUUAUAUUACCAACAGCAGCCCUGCUUGUUAUAGGUUUCUUUGUGUUGUUCCUGUAUCGGAGAUGUAGACGUAAGAUCCCACAGGGACAAAUCUUUGCCAUAAGUCUCCAGGAGAAUAUACAAGAUAGGGAAAUUGACUUCUUUUCUACUUUGCCUUGGAGCAUGGAGCCUUUUCAAUAUUGUACACUGGUACCUGAUGCUUCUUUCUUAACAAUAUGCUUACCUCCACCUUAUGAAGAGGCAAUUUUAAAGACAUCAAGUGACUCUUGCAUUAGUAUAUGUCCUGAUCCAUUGCCUCCCUAUGAAGAAAGGCCGCGCAGAUCAAGCAAAUAAUGUCAAUACACAGUUUAUAGCCUUAGAGCUGGGCUUCAGCUGGACCUGCAAGUCCAAAGACAACUCUUUGUUUUGCAGCUUAAAAUCUUAAAGGGCUUUUUAUACAUUAUGUUUUCAAAAAAAGUAAAAAGACAUUAAAAUAAUGAUACACGCAUGGUCCAUACAUGCACAGAGUGGCUGGCACCUUUUAUCUGUU